Messenger RNA from Cicer arietinum (chickpea), 1293 nucleotides. RefSeq lists its product as uncharacterized. Lineage: Eukaryota; Viridiplantae; Streptophyta; Magnoliopsida; Fabales; Fabaceae. Gene Ontology annotation, molecular function: protein binding. The record is from RefSeq and is a predicted model, not a curated record.
UAAUACGAAUAUAUGUAAAUAGCAUAGUAAAUGGGAGAAAAUCGUUUAAGAAUUGCUUUUUCUAGUUGCUGUUAAUCCAAACGAAUCAUUUCACAGCAACCCUUCGAGAAGAUGGUAGUAAUUGGGCAGCAGGAGAUUGAGGAUCGAAACGCGAAUCCCUCCAACGCCGGUACAAACAACGAUGCUUCCGACGGCUUUGAAACCGCCAGUGAUACCGAUCUUGGCAGCGACGGCGACGGUAAUGACGGCGGAACAAUCAAAGAGGAAAAACAGGAGCAUCCUCAGCAACAGCAGGAGAAGAGUGAUCCUGGAAGAAUCAUUUCCUCCGACGAGGCUUCGAUCGACGAUGAGGAAUUGAAACAGGUAGCAUUGGUUCAAGCAAAUGAAGCAAAGGUAGAAGGGAACAAACUUUUUGUAGAUGCAAAGUAUGAAGAGGCGCUAUCACAAUAUGAACUGGCUUUACAAGUUGCGCCAGACAUGCCUUCUUCUGUGGAAAUACGCUCAAUAUGCCAUGCAAACCGUGGUGUGUGCUUUCUGAAAAUGGGAAAAUAUGAAAACACAGUUAAAGAGUGCACUAAAGCAUUAGAAUUGAAUCCAACAUAUGUCAAAGCUUUGGUAAGAAGAGGAGAGGCCCAUGAAAAGCUUGAGCAUUUUGAAGAAGCCAUUGCUGAUAUGAAAAAGAUCUUAGAAAUUGAUCCCUCAAAUGAUCAAGCUGGGAAAACCAUUCGCCGAUUGGAGCCCCUUGCUGCAGUAAAACGGGAAAAGAUGAAAGAAGAAAUGAUUGCAAAACUGAAAGAAAUGGGCAACUCUCUCUUGGGUCGCUUUGGGAUGAGCGUUGACAACUUUAAAGCAGUCCAAGAUCCAGCCACUGGUUCCUAUUCUGUCAAAUUCCAACAAUAAGUUUGGUUGAUCAAAGUCAUGACAACAUUGGGUUUGAGACUUCAUUAGGGAAAUGUUCAUGUAUAUUGUAUGAGAACUAAAGCAUAUAAUUUUAAAGCAUAUAAUUUAAUUUCCUUCAAAGGGCAUUGGCUGAUUGAUUCAUCGUGUGAAGGGGAUUGAUAGUGAAUAAGUCUUUAUUGUGAUUCGUAGGGCUUGGCAAUACUUUUUUCGACAAAUUUGACAAUUGGUAAAACUACAUGCUGAUCCCAAUAGUGAGCUCAGAUUAGUUAGGACAUCAUAUUUCAUAUGAUAUAGGUGUCUAAUAGAGGGGCAAAGAGUGUAUUAGACUAUCACUGUUUUUCUUAGCACCCUAAGUCGUGGUUUUAAAUUAUGAUUUUGUGUCUGCAACAUUAA